UACUGAAUAUGCAUAUAAAAUUUCACGAAAAUCGGUCGAGCCGUUUCGGAGGAGUUUAACCACAAACACCGCGACACGAGAAUUUUAUAUAUUAGAUUUAAUUAGGAGCAACUCAUUUCCCUUGGCAAAAAAAUUUGUUAAGAAGCUACAAGCGUUAUACACAUUUCUUUUCGGAAGCUUUCACUACUAUUGAACUUUUUUAACAUAAUGUUGAAAUACAGAGGUGCAAAUAUUACCUUAGGUAAGUAUUAUAAUGAGACGAACGACGAAUCCAUGGAUUCAGCGUGCGGGUGCCCGGUCCGUCGCGUGGCAAAGAGAGAAACUCCGAGCGGUUUUUAAGUAGGUUUAAGGAGGUCCCCUUUGAAAUGCGUAUCAACGCUCAUGUUCACUACCGGAGUCGCCCGCCCUUCCUAGCCAAAUUAGAUAGGAGCCGCCUGUUAGUGCAGCCUUAGUUGCUCAUUCAAAAAUUGAACUCAGUGCAGUUCUCGACAGGCCAAGGUCUUUUAGCAGAUUAUAGAGAGAAUUGGCUGGUAUACCUCGCUCUUACUUCUACCACAUAAAAUUAACCACAUAGCUAUUUUUGGUUAGUUCGUUUGUUAGAUCGUUAAAUUUAUUCAAUUUCAUUGUAUGGUCUUUUGGAAUGUUAGUUUCCCAUGGUACAGUAAGCCUGCAUUGCAUGUUAUGUGAUCCCGUGAAAUUUACAAGAAAAUAUCAUAUUUUUAGCAAAACCGACUUUAAUUUGUUAUGUUGCCUCGAUAAAGGAUCUUUAUCACCUCUAAUCUGAGCCUCUACGGAAACUUAUAAACUUUCAGGCAAAGACAUUAAAGUAAUAAACUAAAUCUAUUUGAUUACGGACAAACUUAACAGCGUACGAGUAUUUGUUUACCUCUGCAAUAAUUCCAAAGACACGAGUGUGGGCAAAGUCUCCUGUAAGUACCUCUCGAAAAUCUUAUAGAUAGUAAAAGGGUAAGGUAUGUUACGGGUUACGGGUUAUGCAUAUUCGAACACAAUGCCGAGUAUUUGCAAAAACGUGGUAAUAUAGAUAACAAUAGAGCUUUUGGUAUUUUGAGCUUUUGCUUAUAUGGUGUCUUACAUGCCUUUAGUGAGUUUUAUAGGGAAAAUUUAUAGUAACUUCUAUACUCGAUUUUGUAAGCAUUGAAAAUCUCGAGAAACUUUUGUACUCGAUUUUGUAGGCAUUUAAAUGAAAACCUAUGUUCGGAAUAUUAAUUUAUCGUUGCGAGAUUGGUUAAAUUGUAUAAAUUUAUGUUUGGCAUUAAGUUUGGCAUACAUUUUGCGAAGCGCUAACGAUUUAAUGUAGAUACAUGUGUGUAUAGGUAACCGGAUUACGUGUGGUCAUAAAAUGAAUCGAUUCUCUGGUUGAACAACAGUAGGUAAUUUGGUUAACGACAAAAUGAAUACAUAGUUAUUUAUCAACGAUUCUUUGUUCAAGGUGCUGAGUUAAAAUGAUAACGACUACGCGGGAAAUGUAACCGGAGAAGUUCACCACCACAUACUGAACUGUGUCUAAGAAAACUGUGAACAAAAUCAAAAUGGCUGUAUCAAAAGGAAGGAUCUAUGUACGAGGGGCUACGGUGUUGGUCAUGGUUGGGGGGACGUCAGCCCGGGUCGCUGGCAAGAUGGGUGGCUACUCCAACAAAAUGGGAGGGAAAUCUACAAGUGGCAUCAACGAAGAGAUUAUUUGGAUCAGUAUAAGCAUGGCAAUAGCCAUCGCGGUCCUCAUAGCAAUCGCUCUAUGCUACAUCCUCAAAGAGAAGUGUAGUAAAAGAAAAGCAUACAGAGAACAGUCAUGACGAUAUAAAGAAGAGUUUGCGAGGCACGCCCUGGCAGACUCGUUGAUUGAUCUCGACUUCCCGGACUAUACGCUCUACCCGCAGUACUCGCCCGAUGGCAAGGAAUACUAUUACAAUUUCCACCGCUUUUCCUAUAUAAGAAAUAGUUUUAAAUUACCACCCAAAGACUAUCCCGUCAAGUCCCAGGAGGUAUAUAUCAAUGCAUGAAUCAUUUUUGAAUAAGUUACACUGCUUGUGGUAGCCAUCUGGAGUUUUAAGAUCUAAAUAUGUUUAUGCAGGUACAGUCUACAAAUAUAUAGGAUACAGGCUAUAAUGAUAUACCUACUUUAACAAGUCCACACAUUAUUCAAUAUUCAUGGAUGACAUUGUAGUAUAAAAACUUGUCAACAUCCCGGUAUUCGUUUAAUUUGGCUCUCAAAUUUUACGGAAGAGAGAUUAAUUAUACUGUUAGAUGCAUUACUUUAUUAAAAUAAAAUAAGUAACUUCACUUGUAUUGCUAUGCUCUCUAAGUAAGUAAAGUAACUGAGGCAAUUGUGUGGAAAUCAGAAACCACAAAGGUACCACAAACACUGUAUAUACCUGAGACAAAAAAAAUACACGGGAAUUUGACUGGAUCAAUGAUACUUUACUUAAGUCAUUGGACUGAAUAGUAAAAUUGAUGAAAUAGUAAUAUAGAUUGUGUUAGAGAGGUGUUAGAUAUUUUAGAUACCUACAAAGACUACCUAAUGGCAUAGUCCGAGGUGCAAAUACUUUGUAAAAUAUGUGAAAUAGUCGGAGUAUAUAGUUCUCUAAAAUAAUAAGUAAACUCAAGCCCAAAAUAUUAUAUGUUGUAUAGUAUCAUAUAUUUAUGUCGUCUCGUCGCGGCAUUUUGGCUAAAAGGCUGUCAAUUUAUUUAUGCCGUGGUGUCGCAACCUUCAAUGUUCAGCCCUUCAACCUUCGCAUGUGAUAAAAUGUGAAAACCAGCUAAAUGAUUUUUUUUUUCUUAUUAAGUGUAUGUGACUUUGAUAAUCAUCGAGUUAUGCAUUUUUAAAAACUUUUAGGCGUUGUUAAUACCUACAUCGAAAUAUGACGUACCUACUGUAAAUAAAAAUUUUAGAAAAUUUGUGAUGUAAGUAUGUAUAGUAAUUAUAUAUUUUUAUUUUUGUGUAAAAAAUCAAAAAAUAAAGUAUAUCAUUGUUAACUACAUAGAAUAUCUUGACAAAUAUUGAAGGUAUUAAACUUAUCAACAUGUCAUGAAGUACUACCUCACUGAUUUCAGGAACUAACUGGCAAAUUACAUAAUUAUGUGAAAAUAUUAAUUUAUAAUUACAUGUUGUAUAACAUAAAGAACCGAUGCAAGAAGUUGUGUAAAUAAAUAAUAUUUUGGUGUUAUUGAAAUAAAAAUAAAUCAAAACCAACUACAACAAAAUAUUAGCUAUUCGUUUAUUUGUUAAUAAAGUCAACAUACAAAUCAGCAUAUUUGAUAAAGAUUCUUUAAGAAAACAUUUUUUUGCAAAUAGUACCUCUGUACUACCACUUAUACAAUAAAGUACCAAGCAAUAUCCAUGAGUUAACCAUAAAUAAAUUCAAAUAUAGUAUAAAAAAAGCACUUAUUAAAAAAGCUUAUUACAAAGUGUAUGAUUAUGUUACAGACAAAGAUGCUUGGGUUUGAACUGAUCCAAUCAUUCCAACAGGUUUUCUAUAUUUAAUAAAUCAUGAUUGUAUUGACGCUGUAACAACAUAAUAAUUUGUAAAUGUAGUUACAUUAAACUUUUAAUGUUAUGGAGUUUUUUUCGCUCGUUUUUCUGCGCAACUAAAAAAUAUGUCCAAUAAAUAAGGGAAAAAAAAUUUUGGACGAUUCAAAACAGUUUUACUAUACAUCCAAUUUGAAUAAACACAUAUUGAUUUCUGAUGAUGGCGGCUACCUUUGAUAUGAAUUUGCAGUUUUGUCUACGAAACUUUCAUAACAUAGGGGCAAAAUUUAAACUCAUUCGAACAAAUAAGCGUAGGUUAACUUUGCGUAGGGUUAGUAUAUUGACUUCCAAGGCCUGCUGUCAUAAUAUGUGAAAGGCUCAAUCCCAGUGAAACAAGCUAUUCUUGAGAAUUUCAGCUUAUCAAAAUUGAUGUAAUAAACCUGCUCUCAGCUCUUAAUCCAUAAAAUUAUACAUACGUAAGAUUAUAUAUGGAGGUACGUUACUCAUUAGGAAUUCUAUGCGGCCCAGGCUGGAAUGGAUAAGAAAAAACAUGAAUAAUGUUGGUAAUAAAUUGAGCUCUCAGAAACUUUACAAAUGUGCUUGUAAAUGUUUUCAUAACCAUUUUGGUAUGUUAAGAUUGCUAUACAAAUUGGUAAAAUCUAUUUACCUGUACAAAUAAUAAGUAUUCACAAUUUGUAAAAGUGUUACUUUAGUGUUAAAUAACAUCUACUUAUAUCCGAAUUUUAAAAGGAACACUAUUUUAACAAAAACAAUGUAGAUAAUGUGCCAAAGUGUUUCGUGUAAUAUAAAAUUAAUUAUUUAACGUGGAAUUUAAUACAUGAAAUGUGUAUUUACUGCAUAUUAAGCUAUUUAAUUUAAAUUGUACACGAUUGAAAUACUAAUUGAUUUAUGGGACAAAUGAUACUACUCUAAAAGAGAAAAAGAGGUGGAAAAUUCUUAUCUCCAAAAGAAUUUGAUUAACAUAUUUAUUCUAUGUAACACAUUUGGUUAAAUUGAUCAGUACCUAAUCAUGUUUUUACCUAUUUCAAACAAAAGACGUGUACCUAUGCAUGUUUUAGUGCAUGUUGUUUCAGCGGUAUUUUCAUAAAAUUGACAACCUAUUUAGAUUUUUUUUUACAAGGUAGGUUAUACUCCCGAGUUGUCAUAGCCACAAAAAGCAUUAGAUAAUGGGGCUGAAUUAAUCGACCGAACUCUUCAAAAAAAAAAUGCAGCUCAAGAUUUGAAAACUUAUUAUUGUGUAGUUUCAAUGGACAUUUGUGGUCUUCAUCAUCAGUUUUCAUCAUAUAUUUCACCAUGGUGAUUUCACAAGUUACUUUGAUACUUCAAAUAUUAUAAUAAUAUCUGAAGUAUUAAAGAGAAUAUUAUAAUAAUAUUUGAAGAGUUCCUUCGAUUUCGCCAAGACAAAAUCAGAUUUCUUGGACGGACUACUUCAGAAGUAUACUGUUUUAAACCAUUAUUUUUAAAUCGGUUUAUAAACGAUGGAGUUCUCAGCUUACAAACAAAAAAAUAAAAAACAACAUAACGCCGUCCCCGGAGAAUGAAAUUAUAACUGCUAGUAUCUUAGUUUUAGUUUUAUAUCAUUUUUGUCAUCUGUGCUGGAUUCGACAUGAGAUUUAUUUUUCCAAGUUAGACUUAUCUAACUAGACUGUUGGUCCUAGGUAUGCGUAGUGGUUAAAAAUUUCAAAUGAAGUGUUUCCAAUUUUAACUGGAGUGAGUACUACAUAUAUGGACUAUUACAUGAAUUUUGUCUUAGACAUCUUCGACUCGAGACACACACACUUUGGGGCGCACUACUAAGAUUUUCUAUCAUUGUGUUUACAUCUUCCAAACUCUCAGGCAUAAGGACUACAUCAUCGGUGAAACGAAGGUGUGUAAGGUACAUACCAUUAAUCUUAGUGCCAUUCCACUCUAGACUAAAACUGGCCCGAACGCUGACUAUCUGAGCUGGAUUUAACGAUAGAUCUCUUUCUCAAAGUACUUACAUAACUGGACUUUAACCCAACCCAAAUAUAAAGUCAACAACUACGUGUUUCCCACGAAUUGGGAAAUACUACAGUGUAGUAUUAUUACAAAUUCUUUGGGAAAAACUGCUGAAAUCUUCGAACAUUGUAUUCGGGUCUUCCAAUGCACAGCCAUAACAGCCAUAAAGAGAUACCACAGCCAUAAAUAAGUAUCGGCUUACUUGUGCUUAGAAUCUAUAACCUUCCUUUCAUCAGGUGCUUAAAAAGAGUAUAAAUACCGAUAAAAACACUCAAUCUCUCACGAAUUUCAGUCUUAGAACAAAUUAUGCUAUUGUUGCAAAAUCCAUCGUCAUGUUGCUUAGAAUGUCUAGGUUCAAGCUGUUUUAAAGAACUUUGGAUAAAUUGGACUUUGUUGGAUUUGAAAGCUCUAGUGGAUUUGGUGUUGUGCUGUAAAGGUAUUUAUUGGUCCGAGUAUGAGCGACCUAUUCGGCGAAACCUUUUGACAUCUUUUCAUCAAUACGACAAGGUCGAUCUCAUGUUGGACUUUACCAUUCGGCUCAUCCAGAUUCAUUACAUUUUUUUUUUAUUUCCUAAAUAUCUCCCUUCUAAAUUUUUGCAGUUAUCUUUGAAUUCUCCGGGGACGGCAAUAAAUGAUUCAAUAUUUUUGUGUUUAUUACAUUUUGAGUUUUAAAUGACUGCUUGAGGUUUGUGUAAUAUUUUGACACACUGCAGCUUUGACCGCCAAUUAGCCUUUCAAACGUUGAUUUAUAUUUAAUAAGUGGGUGUACCUAUACACAUGAAGAAAAUGAACCUAUCUAAAGACCAAUGUAAUUAUUAUUAAUUUAAGAAAAAAUAAAGGUAUAAAAUUG
This is a messenger RNA of Chilo suppressalis (striped riceborer), 6335 nucleotides long. Lineage: Eukaryota; Metazoa; Arthropoda; Insecta; Lepidoptera; Crambidae. The record is from the annotation of a GenBank genome assembly.